This is a messenger RNA of Juglans microcarpa x Juglans regia, 1168 nucleotides long. Its product is annotated as protein YIP4a-like. The record is from RefSeq and is a predicted model, not a curated record. The coding region runs from base 149 to 970 and encodes 273 amino acids. Gene Ontology annotation, cellular component: trans-Golgi network; membrane. The transcript has 3 exons. NCBI's taxonomy places the organism in Eukaryota, Viridiplantae, Streptophyta, Magnoliopsida, Fagales, Juglandaceae. Gene Ontology annotation, biological process: endoplasmic reticulum to Golgi vesicle-mediated transport.
UUCGGUAAGAAAACGACCAGUCCUCUCCCUCCCGGUUCUCUCUCGCUAGAUCCGCAACAAUCCUUCACCCCCACCCCAAAACCCAAAAAACUCCUCAGAUCCGGCCGCGUUCCUUCACUUUCCCGAGAAAAUUACAGCAGAAAAAAAGAUGUCCCAUAGCGACACCGUACCCCUUCACCCUUCCUCCCAAUCCGACAUCGACGAGAUCGAGAACCUCAUCCACGCCAGCGUCCAAUCCGCCCCCGCCACAGUGCUUCCUGCCCGACCGCCCAGCCCGCCGCGCGCCUCUAUCCCCGUUGUCUCUUCCUCACCAUUCUUACAGUCCAAUCUCCCUCCACCACUGCCACCCUCUUCCAACCAGAAGGUGCCAUCUGUCCCUGAACCUCCUCCUCCGCCAUCCUCUAGUAUCGGUGCGAGUGGGUUCGGUUCGGCCCCGAACACGCUUACGGAGCCGGUAUGGGACACGGUAAAGCGCGAUCUGUCGAGAAUCGUCAGCAAUCUCAAGCUCGUAGUGUUCCCGAACCCUUAUAGGGAGGAUCCCGGCAAGGCGUUGCGUGAUUGGGAUCUCUGGGGCCCCUUUUUCUUCAUUGUCUUCUUGGGUCUAGCUCUCUCCUGGUCUGCUUCCGUAAAGAAGUCUGAGGUUUUUGCGGUUGCAUUUGCGCUACUUGCUGCUGGUGCUGUAAUUCUGACAUUGAAUGUACUGCUACUGGGUGGACAUAUAAUCUUCUUCCAAAGUCUGAGUUUGCUGGGUUAUUGCCUGUUCCCUCUUGACGUUGGAGCCCUAGUCUGUCUGUUGAAGGACAAUGUGAUACUGAAAGUGAUUGUGGUAAGUGUGUCGUUGGCGUGGAGCUCCUGGGCUGCUUAUCCUUUCAUGAGUUCAGCAGUCAACCCCAGGAGAAAGGCCCUUGCCCUCUAUCCUGUUUUUCUCAUGUAUGUAUCUGUCGGUUUUCUCAUCAUUGCCAUUGAUUAGUACAUCAGCUUUGCCUACUAUACAGAUUCGAAUGAGCAUCAUAAAUGCAAUUUGGGUUAUAGAAAAAUUCAUGUAAUGAACUGUUUUCUUUUCUUUUCAUAUUACUGUAUUUUUUUUUACUUCUGAGUCGACAUGUUUGGAGGCAAUUCUGUGAAUAUUCCGAACUAGCUAUAUGAAACAGUAUACAAGUUGCUUUAA